Messenger RNA from Xylona heveae TC161, 2280 nucleotides. RefSeq names its product sterol o-acyltransferase-like protein. NCBI's taxonomy places the organism in Eukaryota, Fungi, Ascomycota, Xylonomycetes, Xylonales, Xylonaceae. Gene Ontology annotation, cellular component: endoplasmic reticulum membrane. Gene Ontology annotation, molecular function: ergosterol O-acyltransferase activity. Gene Ontology annotation, biological process: ergosterol metabolic process. The transcript has 7 exons. The record is from RefSeq and is a predicted model, not a curated record. The coding region runs from base 242 to 1888 and encodes 548 amino acids.
AUUUUCCUGCUGGAAUAUAAAUGAUCUUAUCUGUCAGAAUGUUUGUUGUCCAUGAUUCCCUUUACUUUUCUUUCAAUUGCCAAUGACGACCAAGAGUUUUUCGACUUGAUAGUUUCAACUCCGCUAUCGAGAACCUGCUGACCUCGAGUUGCGAUCAACACUAAAGCGAUUGGAGCUCCCAACAUACCAUUCUGCGAGAUUCUUCAUGUGGUGAACCCUGUUGUUCGUCUAUCAGAUCACAAUGUCAACCUCAUUCCAGCCUUCAUCGAAGGAGGACAGCAAUGGCACACUUCGUUCGCGGCCCUCCAAGAUCCCAAAUAUGCCACCUCAGGUGCUCCGCACCAUGACAGAUGAUGGAGCUCUCAAAGUCGACGACGCUUCAGUUUCCGGAACAUCAAGUGGCCGGACCACUCCACUUCCGCCCGAUGCUCCUCCGUCGAUGCAAUCAAUAUCCCAGGCGCGCCGUCAAUUGCGAGCCCAACAGAAGCACCGAAUCUUUCCUACUAUUGAGUAUGCUGCCCGCGUCUCUCAUUUUGACCCAAACAGCGAUUAUCAUGAUUUCCGGGGAUUUUUCGUCCUCUUUUGGAUUGGACUGGCCAUCAUGGUCAUCACCACAAUGUUGCGCAAUCUGAAAGACACAGGCUGGCCGAUGCGAGCUCAGGUGUGGGGGCUAUUUACACCGAAUUUGUCCUCACUUGCUGUGAGUGAUCUGUUAAUGGUUUCGAGUACUGCUCUCUCCCUCCCACUCCACCGCCUCUUUAGGAGCAGCAAUGGCUGGUUGCGGUGGCGUAGUGGUGGCAUGGCAGUCCAGAGCAUAUAUCAGAUGGCCUGGUUGUGCUUCUGGGUGUACUUGCCAUUUUUCCUCAACUGGACUUGGACUGCUCAGGUUUACUUCACGCUCCAUACUCUGACCUUGUUCAUGAAAAUGCAUUCCUACGCCUUCUAUAACGGACAUUUGAGUGAAACACAGCGUCGACUCUGGGAAUUAGACAAUCCUGCGACUGCCUCAACGGAUGCUGUUCUCCGCUAUCCCAGUUCGUCGGAUCAUUUGAAUGAGAUUGAAGAUGAGCAAGAACGACGAGAAAGAGAAAGCAAACAACAAUCGCUCGCAGAACUGCGCGAAGAUCUCGCCAUCGAGCUGACCUCCCCUCUGGGGCGAGUGACAUACCCUCAAAAUCUCACCACCUACAACUUUAUCGAUUACUUGCUCUGCCCGACUCUGUGUUAUGAGCUCGAGUAUCCCCGGACGGCAGGCAUUGUAUGGAGCGAGCUCCUUUGGAAGACGCUCGCUGUAUUUGGAUGCAUCUUCCUGCUGACCGUAACGAGUGAGGAAUUUAUUCUUCCUGUGCUCGCCGAAUCUGCGAUCCGUCUUGAACAUGUCGAGAGCUACACCGAAUUCGGGCUUGUCCUGGCCGAAAGCAUCAGCCUUCUUCUCUUCCCGUUCAUGGUCACGUUCCUUCUCGUCUUCCUCGUCAUCUUCGAAUAUGUUCUGGGCGCAUUUGCUGAGAUCACCUGCUUCGCCGACCGACACUUUUACUCCGACUGGUGGAACUCGACCGACUGGCUCGAAUUUUCACGCGAAUGGAAUGUUCCCGUCCAUCAUUUCUUCCGACGCCACGUGUACGGCGUGUCGCGACCGCACCUGUCACGUCCUGUCGCCACGCUCAUCACCUUUCUUAUCAGCGCACUAGCUCACGAACUUGUCAUGGCGUGCAUCACCAAGAAGCUCCGUGGCUACGGCUUCCUGGCGCAAAUGAUGCAGUUGCCCAUCAUCCUGCUGCAACGGACCCCAUGGAUACGCGGCAGGACUGUAUUUAAUAACAUUUGCUUCUGGAUCUCGAUGAUCCUAGGCUUGUCCAUGAUGUGUGCAUUAUACGUGCUUAUAUAGAUACCUUCGCUUCCCGUAUCAUACUUGGACUCCAUAUCGUGCUUGUACACAUUUUCCUCCCUCCUACUUUCUUUCUUUCUUUCUCGGUUUCAGCUUUUCAUUCAUAGCGUAGCGACGAAGCGAAGCGACGUUACGGAGCCAGCAUCUCAUCUCAACCAUUUAGCGUUGCAUUGCAUGCAACUGCCAAGAAACUCUGCUCUUGCCAGUAUUCUUGAAAUAUCCAAGCUGAUAUGCUGUUUUGGGAUUUAUCCACUAUUCAUUGUAAUUAUUCAUUCUCAACCUUUACUUAUUAGAUUACUAUUAUUCUACACGGGGGGCUAUUUUCAAAGAAAAAAUACUUGUAGAAAAGUUUGGUGCAGAAGCCGCUAUUACCCAGGUCGUUGUGACCGACG